Molecule: messenger RNA, 300 nt
Organism: Vitis riparia (riverbank grape)
Lineage: Eukaryota; Viridiplantae; Streptophyta; Magnoliopsida; Vitales; Vitaceae
Product: ethylene-responsive transcription factor ERF003-like
Biological process (GO): regulation of DNA-templated transcription
Molecular function (GO): DNA-binding transcription factor activity; DNA binding
Source: RefSeq, a predicted model, not a curated record
ACGAAACGUUUUCUUCCUUUUUUUAAUAACUCUAACAUGGUCAGACCUCAGCAGCGAUAUCGAGGCGUCCGACAGAGGCAUUGGGGUAGUUGGGUCUCUGAAAUUCGCCACCCACUUUUGAAGACUAGAAUUUGGCUGGGCACAUUCGAAACGGCGAAGGACGCUGCUCGGGCCUAUGACGAGGCGGCGAGGCUCAUGUGUGGUCCGAGGGCGAGAACCAACUUCCCUUACAAUCCGAACGCUCCUAGUUAUUUGUCUUCCAAGCUUCUUUCAGCUACUUUAACGGCCUUUUAUAUUUAG